GGGCCGGGCGGGGGAGCAGCCCCGGCCGCCGCCGCCGCCCCGCCCCGCCAUGCCGCAGCCGUAGGCAGCCCGCGGCCGCUCCCAGCCCUCGGCCUCCGCGGCCUCCGGGCGGCGGCGGCGGGCCCGGCCCUGCCCUGCCCUGCCCGAUGGGCAGCCUGCUGAGUGGGGUCAGCUUCAAGGAGCCCACCACGGUGGAGGACUGUGACUCCACCUGGGAGACCGACUCGGAGCCCGAGGCGGCGGAUCCCAGCGAGGAGCCGCGGCGGCAGGAGGGGGUGUGCACCCCCGCGGGAGGCGGGGAAGAGCCGGCUGAGCUGCCCGCCGCGGACUGCCGGCCCCCAGAGUCCCCGCCGUCCCCGCCGCCGCCGCCGCCGCCGGAGGAGGGGGAGCGGGCAGAGGUGGAGGCCACCGGCCCCGAGCAGAGUGGUGAUGGAACUGAGCUGACAGCCAAGCCAAAGAGAAGCUUCUACGCAGCAAGAGAUUUAUACAAGUAUCGACACCAAUAUCCACAGAACUUUAAAGAUCUUCGAUAUCAAAAUGAUUUGUGCAAUCUCCGAUUUUACAAAAAUAAAAUUCCUUUUAAGCCUGAUGGGGUUUAUAUUGAAGAAGUCCUAAAUAAAUGGAAAGGAGACUAUGAAAAGCUGGAACAUAACCACACUUACAUACAGUGGCUUUUCCCACUGAGGGAGCAAGGUCUGAACUUCUAUGCUAAAGAAUUAACUACAUAUGAAAUUGAGGAAUUCAAGAAAACAAAAGAAGCAAUUAGAAGAUUCCUUUUGGCUUACAAAAUGAUGUUGGAGUUUUUUGGAAUAAAACUAAUUGAUAAAACUGGAAACGUAGCACGAGCUGCUAACUGGCAAGAAAGAUUUCAACAUUUGAAUGAGUCUCAACACAACUACUUGAGAAUCACUCGAAUUCUGAAAAGUCUUGGCGAGCUAGGAUAUGAGAGUUUCAAAUCUCCUCUGGUAAAAUUUAUUCUCCAUGAAGCUCUUGUGGAAGACACCAUUCCCAACAUUAAGCAAAGUGCUUUAGAAUAUUUUGUGUAUACUAUUAGAGACCGAAGAGAAAGGAGGAAACUCCUGAGAUUUGCCCAGCAACAUUAUACACCCUCAGAGCAUUUUAUCUGGGGACCCACAAGAAAACAGAAGUCAGAAGGAAGCAAAACAAAUAAAAAGCCAGCAUCUCCAAUUUCUGUUCACAAUAGUGUUAUUUCUAAGCAUAAGAAACCAAAAGAGCCUAAGAAUACAUCAGCAAGUGGAAGCUCAGCUGGUAAAACAACUGAAGAAAGGAAGGUAGAACUCACAAAAAAGGUGGAAGAAAAUGACCAGGAUGAACAAGAAAUGAACUGUGAUGCUGUUAGGCAGAACAACAGUGAAAAGACCGGCGGUACUGAUGCUGGUCAGCUUCCAAAAUCAGAAGAAAUUCAUGAUACUUCAGACAGAAAGGAGGACGCUUCUCAUUCGAAAAAAGGUGAUGAAAAUCUGAACAGUGACUGUGGAAAUCACCCAGGCACUAUAGAGAAAGAUAUAUGUGACACUGAGAAUUCUUCAAAUAACAUGUCAGCUGAUCUACAGGAUAACCUUGAUAAGGAUAUGCUUUCGGGAGGGACCACCACAAAAAACAAGGAUGAACUCAAGUCAUGAAUCUGAGGUUAACAAUCAUUAUGUUUCAUAUUGAAUAAAGCAGAUCAUUCAUUGCUCCUUCA
Phalacrocorax carbo (great cormorant) is the source of this 1705-nucleotide messenger RNA. Lineage: Eukaryota; Metazoa; Chordata; Aves; Suliformes; Phalacrocoracidae. The record is from RefSeq and is a predicted model, not a curated record.